CACUUUAUUGCCAUCAUCUUUAACUGUUAUAUAUCCGUUUUCAAAUACUGUCUGGUUUUACAUUUUCGUUAUGUUGAUAUUGAUGACAGGUGUUCAUCAUUUGAUCACUACCUUGAACUUGAGACACCUGGGUAACGAUGCAUCACAGCCACCACUAGAAAAAUCAAUAUUUGAUAUGAUAUCAAUAUAUUUGGAUCAAGGAGUUUUUCUCAACUCUAUUUCUUCAUCGUACCGAGUACUAAUAUCAUUCGUACUUUUAUCAGGAGUUGUUUUGAGUAAUUCAUAUUCAAGUGGCCUUGCCAGCGUAUUGACAGUACCCAAGUAUGGAAAACCAAUAGAGACGAUACAUGAAUUUUCACAGACCACAUACCGAUGGGGAGCUCCUGCCAUUGCUUGGAUUUUAUCACUGAUAGGCGUUGAAAAUCACGAUAUAAGGAGCGUUGUUGAUAAAUUUGAUAUCGUACCCGAAGAUGAACAAUUGUACCAGCUAUCAUUGGCAGGUGACUACGGCCUUGGUGUAGAGUUGCUCAAUGGCGGUAGUUUUGCCUUUGGAUCGUUCAUCCGGGAAGAUAAUGUCCGAUCGUUCGACAUAUUAAAAGAAGAGUUCUAUUUCACAUACACCAUCGGAUAUGCGCAACGUGGAUGGCCACUGAUGGAGUACUUCAACAAGUUCAACCUGGAAGCAAUUCAGUUUGGAUUUCUCAUUCAAUGGGAGAAGCAGACGAUUCGAAAGUAUUUGAAUCAUCGAGUUCAUGAGGCCUUGGUAGAAAUUGCUGCCGGACAUAAUGAGGUGGAUGGGCUUGGUCCAUUGACAACGCAGCAUAUCUUGGGAUCAAUAAUCAUUCUCGGUAUUGGGUCGUCGGUCUCUUUGAUAAUCUUCGUUUGUGAGUUCAUUGUGUCUUCAUUGCACCGCUACUUUAGAAAGAUGAACAGAAAUCAGUUUUUAGGUUCCACCACACGCUUCACAGUAAUCCAUGGUAAAUAAUGUUCCUUUGGCAUGGGACAGAACAUUUUAUUCAACUUUCUCAUGAUAUAAAACCUACUUUCCCAAUGAGAUUUGUGAAAUCAAUUAAAUUAUUCAAAGAUCAAUAGUUUUUGUAUCAAUCUUAUUACAAGAGAUAUAAGCGCAUCUCAUCAAAAGAAUAGCAAAACUAAAAAGAACAGUUAUC
Molecule: messenger RNA, 1169 nt
Organism: Armigeres subalbatus
Lineage: Eukaryota; Metazoa; Arthropoda; Insecta; Diptera; Culicidae
Exons: 3
Coding region: 71-985 (304 amino acids)
Source: RefSeq, a predicted model, not a curated record